This is a messenger RNA of Trichomonas vaginalis G3, 432 nucleotides long. RefSeq names its product Ankyrin repeat family. NCBI's taxonomy places the organism in Eukaryota, Parabasalia, Trichomonadida, Trichomonadidae. The coding region runs from base 1 to 432 and encodes 143 amino acids. The record is from RefSeq and is a predicted model, not a curated record. The transcript has a single exon. Gene Ontology annotation, molecular function: protein binding.
AUGGUAGAAUCUCUCAUAUUGAAUAAUGGCAAAUAUCUUGUUGAUGUUGAUACAAAAUGCAAUAAUGAUAAGACAGCACUUCAUUUGGCAGCAAUAAAUAAUUCAAUUGAAAUUGCUGAAUUUCUUAUAUCACAUGGAGCCAAUAUGGACGUGACAGAUAUUGAAAAUUAUACACCAUUUCAAUGUGCAAUUAGAAAUUAUCAUAGAGAAAUUAUCAAAAUUUUCAUUUUAAAUGGUGCAGAUGCAAACACAAGAGUAGAAAAAGGAUAUUCAAUUCUAUAUUUUGCAAUAAUUUUUGGUGAUAAAGAAAUGAUAGAAUUUCUCAUUUCGAAUGGAAUUGACAUCAAUUCUGUAGUUGAUGCUGAUGGCAGAGCAGCACUUCAUUUUUCUUUAUGGAUAAAUUCUCAAUAUAUCAAUAAUUAUCCAUAUUGA